Messenger RNA from Cydia fagiglandana, 1315 nucleotides. RefSeq names its product homeobox protein Mohawk. Gene Ontology annotation, cellular component: nucleus. The record is from RefSeq and is a predicted model, not a curated record. Bases 347 to 1174 code for a protein of 275 amino acids. Gene Ontology annotation, biological process: muscle organ development; cell development; regulation of transcription by RNA polymerase II. The transcript has 4 exons. Gene Ontology annotation, molecular function: RNA polymerase II cis-regulatory region sequence-specific DNA binding; DNA-binding transcription factor activity, RNA polymerase II-specific. NCBI's taxonomy places the organism in Eukaryota, Metazoa, Arthropoda, Insecta, Lepidoptera, Tortricidae.
UCAACAGCACAAUGUCAAGGAUGUAAACAAUGUAUAAAUAGUUGUAUAAAAUAUUUACAAUUUUAUCUGUCGCAGAGGUGUUUUGAAGACUUCGCGGGAGACAUCCUGAAAUAACGCGAUUUGCAGCGGCGGCGCGCGCGCACCCGCGCGGCGCUGCCGUCGCCCGCGCUUAUCCGACGCCAUUUUCACACACGCACUGAGCUUUCCCGCAGACAGAUCACCAAGCAUCCCCCGCAGCGGCAGCGCGGCAAGACACGAGUCGUGUCUCAAGCUGCGGCGCCCUACGCACGUGCUCGCCCGUGUAACUGUGCACUUACACCAAACUUAAUCGUACCUAAAUAUUCAAAUGACUCUAAUUCAAAACCCGAGUGAAGCAAAAGGCGAAACAAUGGAGGGAUCCCCGGCCAAAGAGGAUAGCGCCAAGUCCUUGAGGCCCGUGAGAAACAGACGAUACACACGAAGGAGUCUAGUUGCAGGCCAGCGGCCUCAGAAAAGGUUAUUCACGCCAGAAAUAAAGCGGUAUUUAAAGGAUUGGCUAGUGCGUCGAAGAGACAAUCCCUAUCCUAAUCGAGAGGAAAAGAAAUACCUGGCGGAUGAAACAGGCCUUACCUACAUUCAGAUUUGCAACUGGUUCGCAAACUGGCGGCGCAAACUGAAAAACGUCAACGCGGAUCGAAAUCAACAAACGUGGGGCCACCUCAUCCGCACAUACAACGACCGCGCUCAGGGCAACGUGGAGCAGUUCAGCAUCAGCUCCGACGACAGCAUCUGGAGCGAGCCAGAGCCCACCAGCUCCAACUACGAGUCGCUAGACUUCGAGACUGAGCACGACAGCCCGGAACCACACUACCAAGAGGACUCUGACUCCUCCAUAAAUUCUAAAGAGAAAUGCGAAUUUUUCAACAACAACUCCUACAGCGAGCAGCAAGAAUGUCUCGGCGAAUCGAAGAAAAUCUCGAGUCCGUUACUCCUGAGCAAGUGGUUGGAGAGCGCAGCGAGGUUUCAGCCGAGUGAGAUGAACUACUCGUGGUGGGCGGACGGGAAGCGGCGGCGGGUCGAGGCGCGCCCGCAGCGGGUCGUCAACACCACGUCGAGGCACGACCGGGACGAGGUGGAGGCGGCGGUGGCGCUCACGGCCCUUGCUAGCGCCACCACGCGCCUCAUUGCCCCGUAGAGCGUUCGUACUUACCACAACCCAUUUAUGUGAUUUUCUUCACUCCGCACAAUUCAUUGAUACUACUUGAUUGAUUUAAUAUCCUGUACUGCCAUAAUUCUUGCAUAAUACGACACUUGCCACACGAGCUCUUUCAGGAAC